GAGCUCAGAAGAACACACACACACACGUGCGCGCGCACACACACCUUCAGAUGCUGUAGACUCAGGACACACAGGUGAGACCCUCAGAACAGCAUCAUCUCUUGCUGAUAUCAUCGUCUCAUCGCUCCUCAGGUUUGCCUUGGGUUCAGUCUCUCAGCGCAGCAGCGUCUUUAACGUCUCCCAGAAAGAACAAAACGCAACUUUAUACUGUACUUCCUUCAGGACGAGCCACACUCCAGAGAGAAGACAAUCAUGUCGAGUCCCAACAGGUCUCACAUGUACCUCGAUGUCCCAGUUUUCCCAUACAGCCACACCGUAUCGUAUGCUGCUGGAGAAUAUUCCAAGACCUUCUGCGGUUUUCCCAGCGUGCCGGAGUGCCUGUCCCACUUUGACAUGCUGCUCUCUGAGGACUCAGCAAGGAUCAUGAUGAAGACAGACACGUUCAUGUACAUCGACAGUGAAGAGGAGCUGCUUCAGUGUAAGGAGGCGGGGCAGGACUCUGUGAUUGACAGCACAGCAGGACACCGAGCUCUGUGCGUGGGUGCGAGCGGACAGAUGGACGCAGAGGACAGGUGUCUGGAGCAGGUACAGAGUUUAGUACUGGAUGAGGUGCUGAAGGACAUCGAGACAGCAUGCAAACUUCUCAACAUCACUCCAGAUCCUGCAGAAUGGAGCUCAGGACAUGUGCAGAAAUGGUUGUUGUGGACGGAGCACCUGUACCGACUCCCGCAGGUGGGGAAAGCCUUCCAGUACCUCAGCGGCAGUGACCUGUGUGUGAUGAGCGAAGACGACUUCAGGCAGCGCUGCUCGCCGUACGGAGACGUGCUGUUCGCUCACCUCGACAUCUGGAAGUCCGCCGCCUGGAUGAAGGACAGAUGUUCUCCUCAAAACAGAGGCUUUAUUGGAGUGGAUGAGCUGUGUGCUGAAGCGGACUCGUCCUGUAGCGGGCAGCCCAUCCACCUGUGGCAGUUCCUCCGAGAGCUGCUCCUCAAACCACACAACUACGGACGCUACAUCCGCUGGCUUAACAAGGAGGAAGGAAUUUUUAAAAUUGAAGACUCAGCGCACGUCGCUAAACUGUGGGGGAUCAGGAAAAACCGUCCCGCGAUGAACUACGAUAAACUGAGCCGCUCCAUUCGCCAGUACUACAAGAAGGGCAUCAUUAAGAAGCCGGACGUGUCUCAGAGGCUGGUUUAUCAGUUCGUCCAGCCGGUGUGAGGACAUCAGCAGGGACACAUCUCACCCCAGGACACACUGGAACUCCUGGGUGGAGUUUCCAUGGAUUUGGACUUUCUUUGAUCCAUAUUUCAGUGACUCUCUUGAGAAGAAAUCAAACUGAAGACAAGGACAAGACUUUCGAAACAUUUUUAAACUUAAUGACUGAGUCCAUGACGGCAUUCAGCUUCCUGUUAAACCUGCCCCGGUUUAAUGAGAGUCCGGGUCAUGUGAUGAAGCUGAGGUACUGUUCCUGUCCUGACCGCUGAUUAUUUUCCCACAACAUCACGUCCCUGAGGGUUUUAUUCUUCUGACACCACAGCAACUUACCAGUGAUUUUUAUUUAUUGAAGAGUAAUGUGUCAUACUUUUUAUCCUUUUAUAGUUACACUUAAUGUUGUGCAGGUUACUUCCUGUUUUCACUGAUGUUACAGCAGCAAUAAACAAAAUCAUUCCCUCAGCAGUCUCUCUCUCUCUCUCUCUCUCUCUCUCUCUCUCUCUCUCUCUCUCUCUCUCUGUUCUCUCUCUCUCUC
Messenger RNA from Neoarius graeffei (lesser salmon catfish), 1747 nucleotides. RefSeq names its product SAM pointed domain-containing Ets transcription factor-like. Bases 253 to 1218 code for a protein of 321 amino acids. Gene Ontology annotation, cellular component: nucleus. The record is from RefSeq and is a predicted model, not a curated record. NCBI's taxonomy places the organism in Eukaryota, Metazoa, Chordata, Actinopteri, Siluriformes, Ariidae. The transcript is spliced from 7 exons. Gene Ontology annotation, biological process: regulation of transcription by RNA polymerase II; cell differentiation. Gene Ontology annotation, molecular function: sequence-specific DNA binding; DNA-binding transcription factor activity, RNA polymerase II-specific.